AUGGAUUCUGUUACUAAUCAUUAUUACAAAUUAAAUCGUUUACUUUUUUUAAUAGUUGGUCAAUGGCCUUAUCAAGAUUACAGAAUGAAAUUUACUCUGAUGAUUAUCGUGUUUUUAUAUUUUGGUAUAGCUUUAAUAGGUCAGUUUACAAAAUUGUUGGAAGAUAUCGAAGAUGUUUGGAAUGCAACAAAAACGAAAGAAGAAAUUGAAAUAAUCAAAAUUUAUGCUGAAGAAGGUAGAAACUAUACUUUGUUUCUUACAGCAUUCAGUUACUUUUCAUUAGGUUUCGUAGAUUUGGUUUCAUUGAUGCCAUGCAUAUUAGAUGUCGUUUUACCACUUAAUAAUACUCGAACUCGUAAAUUUUCAUAUCAAGCAGAAUUUUUUCUUGAUAUAGAGAAAUAUUUUUAUCCUAUUCUAUUCCAUACGUGGAUAACUAUGUUUUUCGGUGUGACCAUACUAAUCACUACAGAAAGUAUAUUUCUUAUGUUUGCUCAACAUUGUUGUAGUAUGUUCAAAAUACUUUGUUACAGAUUGGAACAUAUUUAUGAUAAAAAUUUAGAAAACACCAAUAGAAAUAACGCCUAUUACGAAGCUCAAUAUAGAAUAGCUGAUUGUAUAAAAUAUCACACAAAAAUUUUAGAGUUGAUUAAAAUACUUCUUGGAACAUACGAGGUAUUAAUAUAUUUAGCUUUAGUUGGAAGCCUUGUGUGUCAUGGAUAUCUUUGUGUUUAUCCUGGACAAAAAGUUUUAGAUCACAGUAAUUUGUUAUUGGAAAAUGCGUUAAUACAAUGGAUUCUGGUAUCUCGCUCCGAUAAAAGCACAAAAAUUAUUAUUGAUAAUAAUAAAAAGAAGUACGAACAGUACUCCAAUAAUUAUUAUGAAACUAUGUGUACUCUCGCAUUAUAG
This is a messenger RNA of Vespula vulgaris, 906 nucleotides long. RefSeq lists its product as uncharacterized. The transcript is spliced from 6 exons. Gene Ontology annotation, biological process: sensory perception of smell; detection of chemical stimulus involved in sensory perception of smell. Bases 1 to 906 code for a protein of 301 amino acids. The record is from RefSeq and is a predicted model, not a curated record. NCBI's taxonomy places the organism in Eukaryota, Metazoa, Arthropoda, Insecta, Hymenoptera, Vespidae. Gene Ontology annotation, cellular component: plasma membrane. Gene Ontology annotation, molecular function: olfactory receptor activity; odorant binding.